Messenger RNA from Apiotrichum porosum, 984 nucleotides. RefSeq lists its product as uncharacterized. The record is from RefSeq and is a predicted model, not a curated record. The transcript is spliced from 4 exons. NCBI's taxonomy places the organism in Eukaryota, Fungi, Basidiomycota, Tremellomycetes, Trichosporonales, Trichosporonaceae. The coding region runs from base 1 to 984 and encodes 327 amino acids.
AUGGACGGCCACUCCCACCCUUGCCACAGCCACGGAGACAGCACGCCUGGCAGUACAACCUAUCCCCCCGAGGACUUUGUCUUCACGCACAUCUUCGACCCUCUCGCCCACCAAGCCCUUCGCCCCGUGCUCACUCGCGCGGUGAUUGGCGAGGACCGUGACUGCAUGGACAUUCUCACUUCGUUUUGCUCGAGGGAGAUGCAGGCCGUUAUCGUCGAGGACCACCCUUGCUCGUGCUGUGACAAGUCGGGCAAGGUGUGCAUUGCCGCCGCCAAGGUUGUCAAGACCUGGCCCAGAGCCAACUGGGCCUUUGCCACUCGCUGCAUCGAGUGCGCGCUCAACCACAAGUUCUGCGACCUCCCCCUCCGCACGCGCACCCUCACGUGCACGUGUGGAUGGAUGAUUCCCGACGCUGAUCGCUCGUCUCUCGAGCGCCGCUCGGACCUCAACAGGUUCUACGCGAAGCAGCUUGGCCUCCCCUUUGAGAAGCGUGCCAAGGGCAAGGUGUUCGGCUGCCUCAUCAAGAAGCUCACCAUGUACAACGACUGGUUCCUCCAGGUAGGUUGUCCUUCUCCAACUCACCUAACAAAACAGCACGCCGAGAUGGGCUACGAGAUGCGUCUCAAAGAGCUCUACCCAGCCAUGUUCGCCCUUGGCCGCGCCGACCUCAUCCGCGACGACGGCCGCUGGAUCCUCCCCUUCCGUACCGACUGGCAGCCCUGCCCUUGCUACCCCGCCUCGCCCUGCUGCGACCAUGAGCACAGGGACUGGUACGAUGACAACGAAAGCGACAUUGAGACCAUUCCUCACAUGGACCGCCCUUCGACUCCCGUCAUUGAGAUAACCGACAAGGGUUUGUGGGAUGCGCUUGUCUGCACCAUGUCCGAGCGUACUACCCGCCGUUACGCCAGUAACAACAAGAACGACGACGGCGAGCCCACUCCUGGCAGCGGUGGCGGUACCGCUCGUAUCGUCACCCUCUGA